Molecule: messenger RNA, 773 nt
Organism: Thecamonas trahens ATCC 50062
Lineage: Eukaryota; Apusomonadida; Apusomonadidae
Product: COMM domain-containing protein 10
Exons: 2
Coding region: 85-702 (205 amino acids)
Source: RefSeq, a predicted model, not a curated record
UGUGCUCGACACCCCCACCCCUCCCUCUCCCUGGCCCAUACCCACCACCACCCGUCUGUCUCAAAGGCACUGGCACUGGCACAGAUGGCGGCCACCGAAGAGCCUCCGGUCUUUGAGCUCACUGCACGGUUCAACAAUGCCGUCCGCCUGAUCAACGCCGUGGACGGCAAGCGGUUUCCGCUCAUGCUCACUCGCAUCGUGCAGAACCUGCACAGGGUCUCCGAGGCCCCGUUCUCGCCGCAGGAAAUGACUCAGCUGGCAGGCGUGCUGGGCAUGCCCGAGGCCGACAUCACCGCCAUCCUCGACGCCGCCACAUACAUGUUUGAAAAGGCAGCCUACCACACUCUGUCCAUCAAGAAGCUCGGCACCGCCCUUGAGGCCGCCGCCAUGGACGCAGACAAGAUCGUCUCGGUCCAAAAGGUGUGGCAGGACAACGGGCGGACGCUGCUGGAGAACCUCAAGAGUUCGACCGUCACGCCGCGCGUUCUCGAGUCCAUCAAGUCGCGGACCCACCUCGAGGUGGGCCAGGACUCGCUCCGCGGGGUGAAGGAGCUGCGCGCCAUCCUGCAGCUCGGCCUCGAAGCCCCGCCUGGUGGCUCGGCCGAGCCCGAGGAUGUCAUUGUCGAGAUGUCCAAAGACCAGCUCCGCGACUUCUUCCUCCAGUGUGAGACCAUCCAGGGCCAGCUUGACGCCCUCGCCUGAGCGCGCUCGCCCUCGCUCUCGCCCUCUCGCCCUCCCUCCUGUGCAGGUGCUAAACAUCACAGCAUGCUUUA